Molecule: messenger RNA, 2503 nt
Organism: Amphibalanus amphitrite
Lineage: Eukaryota; Metazoa; Arthropoda; Thecostraca; Balanomorpha; Balanidae
Product: ATP-dependent RNA helicase eIF4A-like
Exons: 6
Coding region: 251-1615 (454 amino acids)
Biological process (GO): cytoplasmic translational initiation
Cellular component (GO): cytoplasmic stress granule
Molecular function (GO): ATP binding; translation initiation factor activity; RNA helicase activity
Source: RefSeq, a predicted model, not a curated record
ACAUUUUUCAAUACUCAAUUUUUAAACGUUUCAGGGUUGAAAAAUCGUUUUUGGAAAGUGCAAAGCAGAUUUUGUGGAAAGCUAAAAUAAUUUGUAACGGAAAUGGAUCUGAAAUAGUGCUGGAAAUUCUGAUUUUAGAAUUCAGAUUAUGUGGUAAGGAGCAAAAAUAUUGGUAAUGUGUUGAUAUACCUUCUUGAAUUGCAUUUGUUUACCAAGAAUUUCCAAAAAUAAAAUAAAUGGAAGGAAUUUUAUGGCUGAAUAUUCCAGAAAGUACCAUAUACUAGCAGUCACCGCGGAUGCUUACUACAAAGUUAUCCACCACUUGCCGCCUCACGGCCUUUUCGCAGCUCAGCGGAUCACUGACAGGAUGUCCAACCAAGAAGUUGACAGUGGUGAGAAGGAAUGGGGACAGAACAGCAAUGUUCCCCAGGAGGACACGUCGGCCGCCGGCGGUGGCCACACGAUCGAGUCCAACUGGGACGAGGUGGUCAGCAACUUCGAUGACAUGAACCUCAAGGAGGACCUGCUGCGCGGUAUCUACGGAUACGGCUUUGAGCGGCCGUCUGCUAUCCAGCAGCGUGCCAUCAUGCCCUGCAUCAAGCGGCACGACGUGAUUGCCCAGGCGCAGUCGGGCACCGGCAAGACGGCCACGUUCAGCGUGGCGAUCCUGCAGCAGAUCGACACCAGCAUGCGGGAGACCCAGGCGCUCGUGCUGGCGCCCACCCGCGAGCUGGCUCAGCAGAUCCAGAAGGUGGUCCUGGCGCUGGGCGACUAUCUUAACGCCAUCUGCCACGCCUGUAUCGGCGGCACCAACGUGCGCGACGACAUGCGCUCGCUGGAGUCGGGCGCGCACGUGGUGGUGGGCACGCCCGGCCGCGUCAUGGACAUGAUCAACCGGCGCGCGCUGCGCACCGACUACAUCAAGAUGUUCGUGCUGGACGAAGCCGACGAGAUGCUGUCUCGCGGUUUCAAGGACCAGAUCUACGACGUGUUCCGCACGCUGCCGUCUGACAUCCAGGUGACGCUGCUGUCGGCCACCAUGCCGGCCGACGUGAUGGACGUGACGUCGCGCUUCAUGCGUGACCCCAUCCGCAUCCUGGUCAAGAAGGACGAGCUGACCCUCGAGGGUAUCAAGCAGUUCUUCGUGCGCGUGGAGAAGGAGGAGUGGAAGCUGGACACGCUGUGCGAUUUGUACGAGACGCUGACCAUCACGCAGGCCGUCAUCUUCUGCAACCUGCGUCGCAAGGUCGAGUGGCUGACCGACAUGAUGCACCGCCGCGACUUCACCGUCUCGGCCAUGCACGGCGACAUGGACCAGAAGCAGCGUGAGAUGAUCAUGAAGGAGUUCCGCUCGGGCUCGUCCCGUGUGCUCAUCACCACCGACCUGCUGGCGCGUGGUAUUGACGUCCAGCAGGUGUCGCUGGUCAUCAACUACGAUCUGCCCACCAACCGCGAGAACUACAUCCAUAGGAUCGGACGCAGUGGACGGUUCGGCCGCAAGGGAGUGGCCAUCAACUUCGUGACGGAGAGUGACAGCCGCGCGCUGAAGGACAUAGAGGAGUUUUAUCAUACGGAGAUCGAGGAGAUGCCCAACAACGUGGCCGACCUGAUUUAGGUGGUGCGGCCGCCCGUCCGUCCGUCCUGUCUCGCUGCCCACGGUGAUCGAGUCUCGGGUGCCCCCGACACGCUGCGCCUGACGGAGGAGUGAAUAAAGCCUGAGUCUCGCCAUUGGGAAGUGAUGAUCGGUUGAGUUGACGGCGCUAUCGCGCGGCACGCACGGGUGGUGCGGCAUCGCGGCUGCGGCCGCCGCCGCACGUUGGUCCCUGCGGAGUGCGCGCUCCCGGUGGCCGGUUCGCUCAGCGCAGCUAGCAUGUGCUGACGGCCGGCGUGCCGCUGAACUGAGGGCUUGUGAACUGAUCACCGCCUCGUGUGAUCUCGUCCGAUCACGAACUGACACAGUGGUGCAUCAUCUAGCAAGUGAACUGAGGCCUGCGGGCCUGUGUGAGCCGGGCUCUGCCCGCCCUGCACUCCUCCCCGCACGACCUUAUUUAUAACUUUUUCGAUUUUAUUGUAGAUAAGUAUCAUAGACUAGCAAUUGUACGGCGAUAGGAGGGCGCCUGCGCUCUCGAAGGGGUUUCGCAUCUGCUCGUGCGCACAUGGUGUCGUGUCCUGUCAUGUAUUUCCGUGUUUCCCUUUUGUUGAAUGUGUUGGCGGCCUUGGGCUGCAUGAAUCUGAGACCAGAGUCGGGGCUGGCGGCGCCAGUCCCGCGUCCCGCCACGCUGGGACGUCAGUGCCGGUCGUGGUAUCCCACUAUACUCAUGUUUAGAGGGUACUUCAUCAGGAAAAGGGAAAGAAGGAAAUGAUUUGGACUCUAGGCAUGCUUAUUCAAAUUGUGUGGGGGAUGCUUAUUAAAAGCAUUGUAUUACCGCUUUGUUCGGGUCAGAAGGCGCAUUAACUUCCUUAUUUGUUUGUCAGUAUCCGGAUAAUAUAUAAGGCUGGCUAA